Molecule: messenger RNA, 1143 nt
Organism: Macrosteles quadrilineatus (aster leafhopper)
Lineage: Eukaryota; Metazoa; Arthropoda; Insecta; Hemiptera; Cicadellidae
Product: homeobox protein rough-like
Exons: 3
Coding region: 1-1143 (380 amino acids)
Biological process (GO): regulation of DNA-templated transcription
Molecular function (GO): DNA-binding transcription factor activity, RNA polymerase II-specific; DNA binding
Source: RefSeq, a predicted model, not a curated record
AUGAGUGAAUCUUUGAAAAACGUACUUUUAAAAAUUCCUUCGGUUGACACCGUAAAAAAGAAGACCAGUCCUUCUUCUCCGCGCGAUUUCUUCGAAAGACUUUACGGACAUUUAGACAGUCAAAAAGACAUUCCCGAUAAGGAAUUUGGGCCGGGAGUGCAAAGAGAGGAGAAAAAACCUUUAAAAUCGCAAAUUCACCAGCCAAUACCAUUGAACUUCUUUUACUCUAAGAACAAUACAGAGCCGUGUUACCGAUAUCUACCCAGGAAAGACAACCUAGGUAGGGACUGUGCGAGUGACAACGCGGCUAUGAGGGAAGCGGACUCCUUGACGGGAGAGUCUGACUGCGAAGUGGACAUCGAGUCUGACAACGAAGAAGAUGUACACUAUCACAACGACAAACGGUUCGUAGUGAGAGACUCUCAAGGGAAACCCGAUGUCUCGAUCGAAUCGAAAAAGUCUGCAAAUGUAUCGUUUCCUGAGACCACAUUGGACAAAACAGACUUACACUUGCGGCAAGAAGCGUGGAGAAUGCGGAUGGAUGAAGGACCCUCUAAGCCUAUUGGGACCGGGUACCCCUUGCCUCUGGGUCUGCCGUACCCCCAUAGACCCACCGAGGACCCCCACCAGCCGAUGUUCCUCAGACCAUUCCUAGGAGGCCCACAUGAGGGGGCAUUCCCCCCGGGCUUCACUGCAUUCCUGGCCAGACGAAGACGAAAGGAAGGCAGACCCAGGAGGCAACGUACGACGUUCUCCAGUGAGCAGACUCUGCGGUUGGAGCUGGAGUUCCACAGAUCAGAGUACAUCUCCAGAAGCCGCAGGUUCGAGUUGGCGGAGGCGCUGAGACUUACAGAAACCCAGAUUAAGAUCUGGUUCCAGAACAGGAGGGCCAAGGAUAAGCGUAUCGAGAAGGCCCACAUCGACCAACACUAUAGGAACAUGGCUCUAGCCAGCGGCAUGGUGCCAGGGUUUCCCAACAGUUUCCCACCCCUGGCGUCAACCAGUCAGUUCUGCACCCUCUGCUUCUACAAGGACGGCACCCACAGUCACCUGUCCUCAGAGGCCGAAGUAGCAUCCUCCUCCAGUCCCUUGGGUAGUCUCAGUAGACUGUCGUCCCCUGGCCGCGAGAUGACAGCCAACUGA